This is a messenger RNA of Paramuricea clavata, 6195 nucleotides long. The record is from the annotation of a GenBank genome assembly. Lineage: Eukaryota; Metazoa; Cnidaria; Anthozoa; Malacalcyonacea; Plexauridae.
AUUCAUUCGAGAUCAGUCGUCAGCAUAUUUGGCAGCCAUCUUGUUUUAUAAAAGGAAAAGUUUUAUUUUUUUCUUGUUGUAAAAUAUCAAAAUCUAUGUCGGAACCAACGUUUUUAGCUGCCGGGAUAUGGCUUGCCGUGGCUGGUGUUAUUGCUGUGGUUUUACUUAUCACAUCGUAUUUUGUAAGGCCUUCAGAAAAUAAGAGUAAGUAAAAAUUCUUAUUUUCUAAAUAUACUGUAUACAGCAUAUGUAUGUAUUGAAUAUUAUUAUUUUGGUGUGCGUUAUUUAUACAUAUACGUAAGCUGGAUUGCGAAGGGCUUCGAGUUGAAGGCUUUCUAGUGCCUCUAGAAGCUACUUUAAUUAAAUGACUAAUGUCUGAUCACACAGUGUGAAGCUAGGGGCCAUUCCAUUUAAUAUACACCCCCCCUAUGGACGAGAAUUUCUGAGGGGGGUUGAAAAAGCCGUUUCUGAGGGGUUGUGUGCAUCGACAUCCUUUGAUCUUUGCGUUUUUUCUGAGGGGUAUUAAGGCAAAAAUUUCUUAAUUUCUGGGGGGGUGUUUGUGUUGGCACUUUGAUCUAAGUUUUUUUCUUAGGGGUUCAAAUUUUAUUGACCUCGUACAUAGGGGGGGGGGGUAUAUUAAAUGGAAUGGCCCUAGGUUGAGACAGUGAGUUCCCGAGUAUUCCCUGCAUAGGGGGUAGUCCCAACUAUAAAUCCUGUCAUCAUUCCCUGUGGGGCAAAACUAGAGUACCUGAAUAUCACUUGCGCCCUUCGGUAAAGCAUUUACUGACUCUUUUUGUGUAAGUGUUAGUGUCAAUGUGUCAUGAGUCACAAUCUCAGAGGUGAAAGGUGCUUGCUAUGACGAUUGCGCCGCCACCAAAGGCCCAGGGUGCAUUCCGUGUAAACCUCAUGCCGAAGAUAAUCUGAGGUAGUGUUACCAUGCGCCAAGUGAGGUCAACUUGUCAACUUAUACGCCAGCUGAUCGCGGGCACCAUGAUUUUUCAUUAAUAGUUAGUUGCUUAAAAUUUAAACUUGCUAAAAAGGUGUGUAAUAUUGCACUGAUGAAUAAAAUGUUUUGCUGAUGAGCAAUGAUGAGUGUUGUUACUGUUGUAUCACAAGUUAUAACCACCAUUUAGCUACUAUUACAACCAGAAACACUUGUAAAUUUCUCGAGUCCCCAAAUAAUUAUAGAGGCCAAUCACCAGGUGAUUAUUGUCUCGCUUAAACAUUUGUCUCGCCAACCACCAAAACUAAAAACUUGUGCGUCAACCUCAACGUGAUUGUGCGCCAGCAAUUCAAAACUCACGCCGAAGAUCUUCCACAAAACAUGCAUGGAAUGCACUCUGGCCAAAGGCCCAUGCAGAAUGGGAAAAUGUUUUCCAUCCUUGUGUGUUGUUAAUUAAGUUCAACUAAAUUGACAAGGGAUCUACAAGAAAUAUUUCAACUUACAUAUAGCACAUAGAGGGUGGAAAAAAAAUUCUUUUCUGUAUUAAUUAAAACAUGAGCCAGUCACAAAGAAGGUCAGUUCAACCAAAUAAUCAGCUAACUAAUCUGCAUCGUAUAAUCAUCUGUUCACAAAGAUUGCCAAUUGCUGAGGUUGAUUAUUUUAUUGAGUUUUAUUAUACAGUAUUACUCUGUCUAAUGCCAGAUGAUUUUAUUCAUCAAAGGAAGAGUGCUGCAAUUCAAUCUGCCAUUGCAUCCUAGCUGUUAACCCUUUAAGUGGCAAAGCUCUCUGAUGAGCCCUACUUUAUUGUUUUACUCUGUCUAAUGCCAUUUACUCAUCAAGGAGAGAGUGCAACCACUCCAUGAGUUAAAGAGACAGUAUACAGUAUGUUGUUCAAAAGCACAAAUUAAUUCACUUUUUUAAAACUGUUGUAGAAAAGAAGGACCAGCCUCCUGCUGCAGUGAAUGAUAGAAAUGACAGAGUGGCUGGACAGCGCAGACGUCGCGGAGCCGACAUGAUGAGACGUCGAAUGCAAGAACAAGAUGAUGUUGAUGACGAAGGUUUGUAGAACUUUGGUUCACGACCUGACAUUUACCUAUUCAAAAAUCUGUUUUACCUGCCCCACUCACAUUACUGUUGAAACAUACUGUAAGACUAUUUUAUGAUCGAGAUUCUUAUUUUUUAAUAGUUACCGUAUACUUAUUCGUAUCUCAAUUUUUGUAGAUGAUGACUUUGGAGGUUUACCAUUUGAUCCAAAUGAACCUACUGGGAAAAUUGGAACAAAGAAAAUGAGAAAACUUGAAAUGAAAGCAGAGAAAAAGGCUUUGAGAGAGGUACAUUAUUUCUUCAACAAAUAAUCCAUUCAGUGACAGUGGAUGCUGAAUGGACACUUAUUGAAGUUUUCAAACAAUAAUUUCAAAUGGUCAUUAAACUACAUUCAAUUUGUAUAAUUCGAUAUAGUCAAUAUUAUCGAUAUAUUUUUUUGAUAUCGAUAUAUCAGUUUUUUCAAUAUUGCAUCAGCCUACAUCAGGCAAUUCGUAAGCUUGUAAAGCUACAGUACUGAGUGUUACGGUGUUACUCUGUAGGAGUAUGGCAUGAAGUACUGCUCCUAAAAUGAUGUAUUUCUAUCAAUCAUGAAACUUAGGAAAUGGAAAAUGAACGAGAGGACAGAAAACAACGACAGAAAAUAAUGGAGGAAGAUUCAAAACUUCAGGAGAAAAUACGCAAGAAACAAAAGGAAAAGGAGGUAUGUGUGGAUUGGAUGUCAAAACUGCAAUAGGUCAGCGAAAGUCCUGUUAUUAUAUGUGGUAAUUUGAUGGCAAAUAAAUACUGUAAGAGAGAGAUUUAGUUAAUAAGUGUUAUUUUCUGCCGGCUGAGGAACAAAAAGAGGUAGAAAAUGUUUUUUCUCACACACUGCUGGGGGACUGGGUCAAUGGUGGGGUCCAGGUCACUGGAAUCACUUUUUUGCUUGCACACCGUAAUGGCAGGAAGAGCCUUAGUGUGUUGAUAUUUUGUUUGUUAUCCAAUUGUUUGUAAAUAUUUUGUUAAAAGGUCAGGCUUACAUGUGCAGCAUCCCUCAGCAGUGUGUGGGAACUAAAUUCUUCUGAAUUUCACUACCUACUAUUAACUGUGUACACAUGAGCCAUAAAGGCCUGGUCAUACUAGUACAAUGAUAAUGAUACAAUAAUUUGUAAACAUAAGUAUGUUGAUUGGUCAAAAAAUUGGUUCUGACUGGAAAAAAUCACUCGAGGGUGAGCAAUUUACAAUCACUCCAUUAUAAUUGUAUUGUUGUACCAUGACCAAGCCUUAAAUAAUAUAAUUUAAUUAAUUGAUUGAUUUAUUGAUUGAUUGAUUUUGUUUGGAUAAAGGAAGAGGAGGAAAAGAAACGAAAAGAGGAACAAGAAAGAUUGGAACAUGAGGAAUAUUUAAAAUUGAAAGAAAGUUUUUCUGUGGAAGGAGAGGGAAGCGGUGAUCUAGAUUUGCAAGAAGAGGUAACAGCCAUCAUCUGUGGUAUAUGUGGAUUUUUUGGGUAGAGCAAUGCGUGUGCCAUGUUGACAAUAGUCCCAGAGAAAGUCAACACCCUCCCCCACCAACAAUGAAAAAAAAUGUUAGCAUUAACCAUAUAUAAAUUUUUGAAAUGUACAACAUCAAGAAUACAGUGGUAUGAUUUAUGCAAUCCUUCACAUAACGGUACCAACUAAUGGAGAGAUGCAUCCCUUCACUGCAUCCUCCCCCCCCCCCCAGUCAAGAUGAUCCUUGACCUUAAUCCCACCCUGUCAUAUGUUGUGGUUGAUUGCAGUAUGCUUACUAAAGUAGUUGAUCUUUUUUAUUCACUUACAGAGGGUUUAAUAUCAAACUUCUUGUAAUCGUCACUAUAUUCUAUGCCAACUUUCUAAAUAUUUUUUUUGUUAUUCUAGUCUCAAUCUUUACUGCAAGAUUUCAUAGACUACAUCAAGGUACAGAGCAAGUUAUACUCGGCAGUGUCAAAAUAAUAUAAAACUAGUUUUUCAUAUCUCAGAGGAUGGUUUUGAAACAAAUUUGGUGCCUAGGGUUUCCUUUUGGAGCAGAAAGGUUUUUUACUAUACAUCCCUGUUGUUGCUGCAAAACUAACAACUUUGAAAGUAAAUGUAUAGGACAUAAUAGCGUCUGUUUAAAAAGUUAAAUACAUUUUGGUUAAACAAAAUUAUUUUUAUAAUUUUAGAACACGAAGGUGGUACUUUUGGAGGAUCUUGCUGCACAUUUUAAUUUGCGUACCCAAGAUGCCAUUAACAGAGUUCAAGUUCUUCAGGAAGUGGGAAGGUUGACAGGUAAUAUUGCUUGAUCUUCCCAGUACAGAACAAUGGGAGCGACGAUAAGAGCCUGGGUAAGACAGUGAGCUGUGUAUAGGAAUGUGCAUGGUCAAACACUUGCUACAAAUACAUUUCGUAUGUCCCAAUAGUAAUUGGUUUUAGGUACGAAGUGAGACACACCCAUGAGACGUUUAUAUACAUACGUGUACAUGUAUUUAUGUACUGCAUUCAACUAGAUAUCCAAUCGCAUUGUUGAUUAAUAUAUUAUAAUAUAAAUAAUAUUAAAAUAUCUAUAAUAAGUAUUAGGUUAUAUAUCGGUUUACAGUAUAACCAACUUAUUUCAGUACUAGUUGAGGAGAUUUUCAAAGACUUUCGAUCACGAUUUUUCGAGUUUUGUCGACAAAUUUAAUCUAAUUAUUUAUUCACACGUUAUAUAACCUGUAUACAUUCCGCGGUACAUCAAAGAAAGCUGACUCAAUUGGUAAAUAAUCAACCAGAGUGUUUAGAAGAGAAGCGGAGUAGAGACUAGAGAGCCUGGCUUGCGAGGUUGAUAAAUAAUAUCAAUAAUAAGCAAAUCCAUUUGUGAGUUCUGGGUAACCAGGUAUAAUAUCAAACAUGUUUUCACUCACUGCUCUGGUCUGGUUAAGUAAAUCAGCGGGGAUUCUAUGAAACAUAUCCAGCAAAUUUAUGUUUUAGGGGUCGUUGAUGACAGAGGAAAGUUCAUUUAUAUCUCCCAAGAAGAACUGGAAUCUGUGGCGAAGUUUAUUAAACAACGAGGCAGAGUUUCGAUAAGUGAAAUCUCUGAUUCCAGUAACUCUCUGAUCAAUCUUGAUGCAGCUCUUCAAAGAAGAGAAGUUCAGCCUAUUGAGUCGCCUGCAUAACUUUGCCAGAUGCAUAUGAGUAUAUUCAUCAAAAUAUAUAUUUGUUCAGCAACUAACAUGGCAAAUUCUCUUAUCAAUUGUGAAGCGGCUAUUCACGGAGGGUGUGACUGUGAGGCCCCUCAAUAUCUUUAUACUGUCUCUGAAUGGUAGAUGACUACACAAAGUAACUUUCUAGCGAGUUUUUUCAACAAGGACAACCCGAUAUCUUAAAUAUUAGCCAAAAAUGACGACUGAAAUUUGCAGGAUUAGUAUAUGUUGGCAACCUAAGUUCAUGGGGUAUGAGCUUAGAUUGCCAACAUAUUCCAAUCCUGCAAAUUUCAGUCCUCAUGUUUGGCUAAUAUUUAAGUGUCCUUUUCCUGCCUGGCUGGCAUUUUGACCUGUACUUACAUUAUGUCGAUUCAAAGUGAAGGGAAAGACAGCACGGGGUCACGGGCUGCAAAUUGUGCAUCCUGAACUCGUUUUCAAAUGCGCGCUUGCGUUUUCAAGCUAGAACGUUCUGAACGAGUUCAAAGCACCAUUUGCGUUCGAACAGUGUCACCCUCGUAGAGCAACAAGCGCAUAAGCCCUGGGUACGACGUUGACACAGUGUUAUGUUGGGGUUAUGUUUAGCGUUUGUAUAUAUAAGGAUUGGAGUUGGGGGAUAAUGAAUGUUAAGAUUGGGUUAGGUAAAUGUUAGGGUUGGGAUACGAUUAACUAAAGGUAAGAUUGAGGCUUAGUUUGGGGAGGGUGUAAAUUGGUAAAAAAUUAUAAUUGGUAGAAGGCAGGCUUUUAGCCAGAGGGGCGUCCUGAGACGCCCCUAGAACGAAAAAUGGACGCCCAAAUUCUUUUCAAUAAAUUAUUUUCAAUAAUUUCCCUAAGUAUAUUAAUAUAUCCGAAACGAAAUAGCUUCACUUCUAAUUAUCAUUAUACAUUUGACAUUUUGAUCAAUUUGAUGGUGUACCUAGCUGAAUGAAAACGUCGUAGUUAAGUAAAGAAGCAUAGCGGCACAAACUCACAAAGCCAAGUGUGUUGGAACAGAGCUUGGAACAGAUACUGACAUGAAGUGACGUAAAUUUCAAAGGUUUUCCAGAGGAACAUUUCCUCC